This is a messenger RNA of Orcinus orca (killer whale), 2810 nucleotides long. RefSeq names its product ubiquitin conjugating enzyme E2 V1 (gene UBE2V1). Lineage: Eukaryota; Metazoa; Chordata; Mammalia; Artiodactyla; Delphinidae. The transcript has 4 exons. The coding region runs from base 985 to 1422 and encodes 145 amino acids. Gene Ontology annotation, cellular component: nucleus. Gene Ontology annotation, biological process: protein K63-linked ubiquitination; DNA damage tolerance. The record is from RefSeq and is a predicted model, not a curated record.
GUGUCCCAUUGUGAAUAGUGAACAAGAUGGACAUAGCCCCUGUCCUUGAGGAGCUUCUAUUCAAGUCAGAAGCCCAUUAAAGGAGUAAAUAAUUAAGAUUUCAGAUAACAGUAAACGCUAUGAAGGAAAUUGUGUGAUGUAGUAUCUGGAGAGGUGGUCAAGGAAGGCUUCUCCAAGGGGGGGUAUUUGAACUGAGACAAAUGAUGGAAGGAGCCAACAGUGUGCGUCACAGGCAGGGGACGGGGAGGCUGAGUGGAAAGGCCCUGUGGCAGGACUGAGCUUGGCAUGUUGAAAGAACAAGCUAAAGGCCUCCGUGUGCAAGGGAGGCUUGUUAAAGAGAUGAGUUGGAGAGAGAGAUGAGUUUGGAUUUUAUUCAGUGUGGAAGAAAGCCAUUGAACAAGUACCUGGUCUGAAGUAAACGUUCAGUAAAUGUUUGUUGAAUGAAUGAAUGAGAGUCUUAAAAAGAGGAAUGACAAGAUCUGACCAUUGCUCCCAGGCAGUAAGAGGAGUGCAGAGUGCUAAGGGAGGGAGCAGAAAGAUCAUAUUUGGGUUAAACUAAAAUGAGUGUACAGGCCUCUCUGCUUUCUAACCCUGAGAAGUCUUUCAGGUGUGGUCAGGGGCCCUGAGGCCUUCCUUAGGUUUAGAACAAACCUCUUGAUUAAUCUGUGCCCCUGGUUGCCAGGAAACAGCUGUGAAGCCUUUGAGUUCCUGUAAGGGCUGAACUUAGUUUUUUGUGGUCACUGCUUUCAACACUUGGUGACAGCAGCUUCCCACCUCCUUUGCUUCUGCAGUGUGUGAUUUCCUCAUAGAUCUUAGAGGGGUGGAACUGUGGAAAACCCACUGGAAUCCUCAGGAUGCUUGUGUUGUGACAGGUGACUUCCUCCUGCCUUGGCCAGGAUUGCAGGGCCUCAAAGAGUAGCCCUUGGCUGCCAGAUCUUUCCUCUCACCCAGCAUCCCACAGGCUGCCCUGACAGUAAACCGGAAAUGGAGUGCCAGCAAAGAGUAAAAGUCCCUCGCAAUUUCCGACUGUUGGAAGAACUCGAAGAAGGCCAGAAAGGAGUAGGAGAUGGCACAGUUAGCUGGGGUCUAGAAGAUGACGAAGACAUGACACUUACAAGAUGGACAGGGAUGAUAAUUGGGCCUCCAAGAACAAUUUAUGAAAACCGAAUAUACAGCCUUAAAAUAGAAUGUGGACCUAAAUACCCAGAAGCACCCCCCUUUGUAAGAUUUGUAACAAAAAUUAAUAUGAAUGGAGUUAAUAGUUCUAAUGGAGUGGUGGACCCAAGAGCCAUAUCAGUGCUAGCAAAAUGGCAGAAUUCAUAUAGCAUCAAAGUUGUCCUGCAAGAGCUUCGGCGCCUAAUGAUGUCUAAAGAAAAUAUGAAACUCCCUCAGCCUCCUGAAGGACAGUGUUACAGCAAUUAAUCAAAAAGAAAAACCACAGGCCCUCCCCUACCCCCCAUUCGAUUUAAGCAGUCUUCAUUUUCCACAGUAGUAAAUUUUCUAGAUACGUCUUGUAGACCUCAAAGUACUGGAAAGGAAGCUCCCAUUCAAAGGCAGUUUAUCUUAAGAUACUGUAAAUGAUACUAAUUUUUUGUCCAUUUGAAAUAUAUAAGUUGUGCUAUAACAAAUCAUCCUGUCAAGUGUAACCACUGUCCACAUAGUUGAACUUCUGGGAUCAAGAAAGUAUAUUUAAAUUGAUUCCCAUCAUAACCGGUGGGGCACAUCUAACUCAACUGUGAAAAGACACACCACGCAAUCACCUUGCUGCUGAUUACAUGGCCUGGGGUCUCUGCCUUCUCCCCUUCCCCUCCCCCUGCCUCCUCCCUCCCUGCAACAGCCCUCCAGCUUGGGGUGGCUUCUUAGAGUAGAUGUAAGGGUUUCAGGUCACAGCCUGUGGGACUCCUGCUGGGUGUGGGGGAUGCUUCGUCUGCACCCCUGGUUUCUUUCUUUAAGUCUUAAAUGCUGACCCCCUUCCAAGCCACCAUCCUCUUCCCACUCUCCAUUACCACCCUUGGCCGAAGCAUAGAUUGUAACCCCCUCGGCUCCCCUCUGAAAUUGGCCUUUGGUGAGGAAUUCAGGGCUUUCCCCAUAUCUUCUCCCUCCACCUUAAUCGAGGGGUGCUGCUUUGUCCUUCCUCCUCCUCAAGUCCCUUUUUGCACCAUCACCACCCAACACUUUCCAUGACACUUCCUUGCUUUGGCCAGAAGCCAUCAGGUAAGGUUGGAAAGCAUAUCUGACCUCCCUCAUUUAGUUUUGGAACCACACUUACUUACUCUCCACCAGCCUGGGGAAUGAAUAUUGGGUUCUCAGCCCUGCCACCCUCUGCUGUCAUCAUCAGCUGAUACGUUUACUUAGCUCAGGUUUUGAUAAGGUGAACAGAACAGUCACCAGGGUCACAGACCUGCCAGCUCUCAAAGUCCUUGGUGGUUAAACUUGGAGAAAGGCCACAGAAGACACUUGUAAGCACACACGAUCCCUCUGAAUGAAUUUUCUUUUCCUGUAAUUGCUUUAGCUUUUAAAAAUUGAAGAAGUUUUAAACAGGGCUCUCAUUUGGUCAUCCUUGCAAUCCAUUUGAGUCUAGUUUGGAAUCUGACAACUGGAACAAAAAGAACCAUGAACUCGGUGCACACUUUGGUUUCGGUGCUGCUGCUUCUCUCGGUCCUCAGCAGGGAUAAGAAAGAACUCGGUGUGCACGGCAGAUCCCCGGAAUUCCUGGCCAAUGGCUGCGUUUUUCCACUUUUCUGUUCAGGACCACUAAAUGCUGAGAUGUUGGACGCAUACCGAAAUAAAAGCAAUUCAUUGUGUUCUAA